AAAGCACCAACAUCGGUAGUCUUUUGUGAUUAUUCACUUUCGCCCGUCCACUCGCGCCAGAGCGAGCUCUCAAUCUAUCGCCGAGGCGGCCCCUUUGCUUUUUCCCACUGUCCCAUCUGCCAGUCCAUAUCGCUAGCGGGAUUCCCCGCUCCCACUUGUGGUCCCCGAUCUGAUGAUCCAGGGCUUGAAUGGCCGCUUGGACAGAGCUGAACAUAACCACGUAUAAGUAUCGUGGCGCUCGCUUUCAUCUCAUGAACCGGAACGAUUUCCUCUGUCCCAUCCAACAACACCAGCACGAAGCUUUCCAUACCCCACCAGCAUUCAGAACGGUCACCCUGCAAGUCUUGCCCUCGCUCUUCAAAUCCGCCCAUCAAGAUGGUUGCAGUGUGCUGUGCGUCUCAAAUGGCGAAGCCUCAGGCAACCAACCGCCAAAAGCUCCCGGAAAGCGUUGCCCGACGUGCACGGAUUUGGUGUGGGUGUUGCCUGGCCGCUGUUGCCCGCACUGCGGCACAUAUGUUGGCUAAAUGCCCAGCACGGAAGAGGCUUCAAGGGGUCAUGGUUCGCCAGGGAGAUUGCCGAUCCUCACUCAUGCACACCUGAACUAUCACAUCACUCAGCUCA
Microdochium trichocladiopsis is the source of this 621-nucleotide messenger RNA. RefSeq lists its product as uncharacterized. Bases 189 to 524 code for a protein of 111 amino acids. The record is from RefSeq and is a predicted model, not a curated record. The transcript has 3 exons. NCBI's taxonomy places the organism in Eukaryota, Fungi, Ascomycota, Sordariomycetes, Xylariales, Microdochiaceae.